This is a messenger RNA of Vicia villosa (hairy vetch), 2369 nucleotides long. RefSeq names its product pentatricopeptide repeat-containing protein At4g33990-like. Lineage: Eukaryota; Viridiplantae; Streptophyta; Magnoliopsida; Fabales; Fabaceae. The record is from RefSeq and is a predicted model, not a curated record. The coding region runs from base 138 to 1655 and encodes 505 amino acids. Gene Ontology annotation, molecular function: protein binding; RNA binding. Gene Ontology annotation, biological process: RNA modification. The transcript is spliced from 4 exons.
GUCCCAGAAAACCGACCAUCAAAGUAAAAUCUACUUUGGUUAAACUCAAAAUUCUCAAACAAUAACUGCCAAUUCACAACAUUAACCAUCAUCAGUGUCACCUUCACUAAACCAACUCCACAACACGAUCAACAACAAUGUCGAGAAAAUUCCUAUCAUCACUACUUCGAACUUGCACAUCCCACUCCACCACCUCACAAUGCCACGCCCAAACCCUCCUCCAAUCUCUACUCCCAAACGUCAUUCUCGAAACUGACCUCUUAUUAUCCUACACAAAACUCGGCCUAAUCAACCACGCUCGCAAACUGUUCGACAGAAUGCCACAAAGAAAUAUGCAUUCUUGGAACAUCAUGAUUGCUUCUUACACUCACAGUUCGAUAUAUUUUGAUGCUUUAACCGUUUUUGAAGGGUUUAAACAAUGUCGGUUGUUGCCUGAUCGUUACACCUUGCCUCCUUUGUUUAAGAUUUCUAUUGGAAUAGGUGAUAGUUGGUUUGGAUGGAUGUGUCAUUGUUUGGUUAUAAAGCUUGGGUAUGGGGAAGUUGUUGUUGUGAAUAACUCUGUCCUUGAGUUUUAUGUCAAAUGUGGUACCAUGUCUCAGGCUUUGUCUGUGUUCAACAAUCAUAACGCUCCUCGGGAUUCAGUGACAUGGAAUUUGAUGAUUUCUGGGUUUGGAAAGGCUGGCUUGUAUUCUGAUGCUGUCCAUUGUUUCCGAGAAAUGUUGAAGCAUCAAAAUGGGAUUGAGUUGGAUUACAUGACACUCCCUAGCAUUUUGAGUGUUUGUGGGAAGGAAGGGGAUUUGUUGAAAGUGAAGGAAGUGCAUGGCUUUAGUGUUAGGAACUUUGGUUUUGAUGCUCAUGCUCCCAUUGCGAAUGCAUUGAUCGAUAAUUAUGGAAAAUGUGGUAGCUUGAAAGAUUCAGAAAAUAUCUUCAAGACUGUGAGCUGUGCAAAUUUGGUGACAUGGACGGCUAUGAUAUCCUGUUAUGGGAUGCAUGGAAAGGGGGAGGAAUCAGUUUUUCUGUUUGAGAAGAUGAUAAAUGAGGGGUUUAGACCAAAUGCUGUUACUCUCACAGCUAUUUUAUCUAGUUGUAGCCACUCUGGUUUGUUGGAUCAAGGCAAGAAGAUUUUCGACUCAAUGAUUUCAGAUUAUGGAUUUGAACCCACUGCUGAGCAUUAUACCUGUAUGGUGGAUCUUUUUGGCCGAUGUGGGUGUCUUGAGGAAGCGCUUCAGUUGUUGGAAAGAAUGAAUCCUUUGUCAGUGACAGGAAGCAUGUGGGGUGCUCUUCUUGCUGGUUGUGCCAUGCACAAGAAUGUCGAAAUUGGAGAAAUUGCAGCACAUCAUCUCUUUCAAUUAGAGCCAAAUAAUACUAGCAACUAUGUAACUUUGUGUAGAAUUUAUCAGUCUCGUGGUAUGACUCGUGAUGUUUCAACUGUUAAAGCAAAGAUGAAGGGUUUAGGUUUGGUUAAAACUCCGGGCUGUAGCUGGAUAAAUAUUGCAGGAAGAGAAUAUAAAUUUCACCAAGGAGACCUUUCUCAUCCACUUUCUCAUAUGAUUUUCCAGAUACUAUAUGAAAUUAGCAAUACUCAGUUAUCGACCAAUGAUUUGGGAAUAGGAUAUUUGCUACAUGAUGAUGAUACCUUUGUCAUGGCUUUGUAAAACACUGCAGCUGGCUUUGUAAAACACUGCAGCCAGGUUUAUCUGAGCAGAAUCAGGAAGGGAUCAGUAUUAACUGAAUGUGUUUGCUAAAUGUUAUGGUUUUAAGUUAUGAUUCUUUUGGGUUACGACUGUCGACCAAUAUUAUGCACAAAGCUUUAUGUCUGACAUAAUCUUCUGUGAAGUAUGCUAAAUGGUGUCAACUAUCCAGCAGUUCUACCAUCUCAAAGCCCAUAACUGAUUUCAGCUGAAAUGGCCAUUGCUUAGUGACUUCAGAUGCUUGUUUCUGGCCAGCCAGAUCGAAACCAGAGGGUGCUAGUGGAUAUAAUAGAUAUGCCAAGGGUUAUGGAAGUUAUAUUGAUGCUCCUAUUGUACAGGAUCCGAACAUAUAGGACGGUUAUCUGGGGUAUGCAUUUUACUGGCAGCUUCAGUGAACAAUGCCUACUAGCUGCUGCUUGUCAACGACUGGUUUAUCCGUUCUUUUGGGCUCCUCCCUCAUAUACUGGAAGUCAUAAAAGCAAACUACAGUAUCCUUCCUUGCUGACACUUUAUGUGAAAUCCAGUUGCUUCUCUGAUUAUAAGUGGAUCUCGAGCCUCUGCUGUAACAAGAGAUCUGUAAUUUAAUUUUCCAAGAUCGAAGUUUUCAUAAGCACACUAAGCAUAUUCAAUUUGAUUGAUACUUUACCAGUAUUUCCAUAAAAAUGUGGUGUUAUCAAA